Octopus bimaculoides (California two-spot octopus) is the source of this 2187-nucleotide messenger RNA. RefSeq lists its product as uncharacterized. Gene Ontology annotation, biological process: regulation of transcription by RNA polymerase II. Gene Ontology annotation, molecular function: RNA polymerase II cis-regulatory region sequence-specific DNA binding; DNA-binding transcription activator activity, RNA polymerase II-specific. The record is from RefSeq and is a predicted model, not a curated record. Lineage: Eukaryota; Metazoa; Mollusca; Cephalopoda; Octopoda; Octopodidae. Gene Ontology annotation, cellular component: nucleus.
AUUGUUUUGUGUUCGUUUUUGUGAUACUGACAGGUUUCGUGAUUUUAUUUGCUAGAGAGCGGAGGAUGCUUGCUCACAUGACAUGUCGAACUUCCGUUUCCUCUGCCGCCAUCUUUGGCCUGAAAACGAAGAAGAAGCAUGUCUUGCAACAUUGGAAGAACUGGAGUAAUUUAAUCAUUUUUUCACAUUUAAAUACCAUAACAGAAUAACAAUUGGCAUCGAAAAAUUUUUCUUACAUCUUAAACUCUCAAGGAAAAUGUUAUACAAAUCUAUACCAAAUGACAAGCAAACAUUUUUUGUAUACUGAGAUUAAUAGCCAUAAUUCUUUUGUUGACUGUCUGGAAUGUAAACAACAUGACUUUGCAUAUGAAUUACACUUGGACUUUUAAGUAUUAAUUUGCAUAGUGACAUGAAUAAAGAGGAAAGGAAAACAUCACACCACUGUGAUAUUUGUGGGAAAUUAUUCUCUGAAAGUCAUAAAUUAACAACACACAAAUACACUCAUACAGGAGAGAAGCCAUAUAACUGUGAUGUUUGUGGUAAAUCAUUCCUUCAUAAGUCUAGCCUCAGCAGACACAAACGUAUUGUUCAUAGAGGAGAGAAACCAUAUCACUGUGAUAUCUGUGGUAAAUCAUUCAAUCAAAAUGGUGACUUAAAUAAACACAAAUAUAUUCAUACAGCCCAGAAACCAUUUUACUGUAAUAUCUGUGGUAAAUCAUUCUUUGAAAGUUGUAACUUAACUACACACAAGCGUAUUCAUACAGGAGAAAAACCAUAUCAUUGUAAUAUCUGUGGUAAAUCAUUCCUUCAAAAUCAGCAUCUAACUAAUCACAUACGAAGUCAUACAGGAGAGAAGCCAUAUCACUGUGAUAUCUGUGGUAAAUCAUUCUCUCAAAAUCAACAUCUAACUGAACACAAACGUAUUAUUCAUACUGGAGAGAAGCCAUAUCACUGUGAUGUUUGUGGGAAAUCCUUCUCUUUCAAUCGUCACUUAACUAAACACAAUCGUAUUCAUACAGGAGUCAAGCCAUUUUAUUGUAACAUCUGUGAUAAAUCAUUCUCUGAAAAUAGUGAACUUACUUCACACAAACAUAUUUGCACAGAAGAGAAGCCAUAUCACUGUGAUAUCUGUGGUAAAUCAUUCUCUAUUGAUUAUGUCUUAAAUAAACAUAAACGUAUACAUACAGGAGAGAAGCCAUAUCAUUGUGAUAUCUGUGGUAAAUCAUACUUUGAUAAUUAUCACCUAACUGAACACAAACGCAUUCAUACAGGAGAGAAACCAUAUCAUUGUGGUGAUUGUGGUAAAUCAUUUACUGGACGUGGUAGCUUUACGAGACACACACGUAUUCAUACAGGAGAGAAACCUUAUUGCUGUGAUAUUUGUGGUAAAUCAUUCACUGUAAGCAGCAGCUUAAUUAAACAUAGACGUACACAUACGGGAGAAAAGCCAUAUCAUUGUGAUAUCUGUGGUAAAUCAUACUCUGAUAAUCUUAAUCUAACUGAACACAGACGGAUUCAUACAGGAGAGAAACCAUAUCACUGUGAUGUUUGUGGUAAAUCAUUUACUGGAAGUAGUCACUUAAGAAUACACCUGCGUAUUCACACAGGAGAGAAACCUUAUUGCUGUGAUAUUUGUGGUAAAUCAUUCUCUGUAAGGAGUGGCAUCACUUAUCACAAACGUAUUCACACAGGAGAGAAACCAUAUCGCUGUGAUAUCUGUGGCAACUCAUUCUCUCAAAAUCAGCAUCUGGUUGACCACAAGCGUAUACAUACAGGAGAAAGACCAUAUUGCUGUAAUAUCUGUGGCAAAACAUUUCUUCGACGUGGUGAAAUAACUAUUCACAAACGCAUGCACACAGGAGAGAAACCAUAUCAUUGUGACAUCUGUGGCAAAUCUUUCUAUGUAAAGAGCACCUUGACUAAACACAAACGUAUUCACACAGGAUAGUAACCACAUCACUGUGGUAAAUUGUUCUCUUAAUAUAUGAUUGCUUAACAGAAAUAAAGUCAUACAAGAAAGAAGCCAUAUUCAUACAAAGAGAAAACAUAUUAGCAUAACUUUGGGAAAUCUUUCUUUCGAAGGAUUCAUUCAACAAAACAUGUAGGUAUUCAUAUACUACAAUAACUAUGUCACUGUGAAAAUUCAAAUCUACGAUGAUGGUUUAAAUAAAUGACAAAUUUAUUUUG